AUGGAAGACGACGGGGACGAAGAAGAUAAAUUGGGAAAGUCGAAAAAACAGGCAGAGGCUCUAGCUGAGAGUGCUUGCCGAAGCGCGGCAGAAAACAGUGGUGUCAGAUCAGCCAGCGAUACGUGAGU
Messenger RNA from Strongylus vulgaris, 128 nucleotides. The record is from the annotation of a GenBank genome assembly. NCBI's taxonomy places the organism in Eukaryota, Metazoa, Nematoda, Chromadorea, Rhabditida, Strongylidae.